Cololabis saira (Pacific saury) is the source of this 1901-nucleotide messenger RNA. It is a transcript of the gene gpr139, whose product is annotated as G protein-coupled receptor 139. Gene Ontology annotation, molecular function: G protein-coupled receptor activity. Gene Ontology annotation, cellular component: membrane. The record is from RefSeq and is a predicted model, not a curated record. Lineage: Eukaryota; Metazoa; Chordata; Actinopteri; Beloniformes; Belonidae. Bases 268 to 1401 code for a protein of 377 amino acids. Gene Ontology annotation, biological process: G protein-coupled receptor signaling pathway. The transcript is spliced from 2 exons.
CUCCUAACCGCCUUCCUCUCCAUCACCUACUAACACACAUCAUUCCUCGCUUCUCCUUGUGUGUUGUCUGUCCCUCCUCCAUCUAUUUCUCACUCUUCACUCACUCAGCCUUGCCUCCUUUCACAAAUACCCAUGUGCAGAUACCAAUGUUGAUUGGCACGCGAGGACAGAGCAUCCUCUUUUCCAAACUGGCAGCCGGGUAGUUUUAUUGCGUGACCAGACUUCUUGACACAGAGCACAGCUGAGGAAGAGGAUAAGGAACAAGCAAUGGAGUACAGCCACAUCUUCCCAGUUCUUUCCCAGAAUGGGAGCACCUGGAGCACGGGGCAGAAUCCCACCAAGGGAUGCCCUCUUGGACCUCUGCCUGUCAUCUACUACAGUAUCCUGCUGUGCCUCGGGCUGCCAGCGAACCUCCUAACAGUGGUUAUCCUGUCCCAGCUGGUGCUGCGUCGUCAGAAGUCGUCCUACAACUAUCUUCUGGCUCUGGCAGCUGCAGACAUCCUAGUUCUGCUCCUCAUUGUUUUUGUUGAUUUCAUAUUGGAGGAUUUCAUAUUGGCUACACCACUGCCACCAUCAUUAAACAGCGCAGUGCAGGUUCUGGAGUUCUCCUCCAUCCACACCUCCAUCUGGAUCACCGUGCCUCUCACCAUUGACCGCUACAUUGCCGUUUGCCACCCGCUCCGUUACCACACGGUCUCCUACCCAGCUCGCACACGCAGGGUGAUAUUCGCCGUCUACCUUGGAUGCUUACUCUCAGCAGCUCCUUAUUAUUGGUGGCCUGAGCUGUGGCACAGCCUGCCUGAGGUUGGCAGUGGCGAUGAUGAAGGAGGAGGAGGAGGAGAGAGUAGCAGAAGAACAGUGGUCCAGCAUGUCCUGGUGUGGGCGCACUGUGCCACCGUCUACCUCCUUCCCUGCUCUGUCUUCUUCACCCUUAACGCUGUCAUUGUGCGCAAGCUGCGGAGACGCCGCAGCUGCUUCAGACUGCGUGGAUAUUCCACCGGCAAGACCACCGCCAUUCUCCUUGCCAUUACCUCUAUUUUUGCUGUUUUAUGGGCACCACGCACCUUCAUGAUCCUCUACCACUUCUACUCGCCUCCGCCAGCCUCGGAUAGUGCCAGCCGUCUGCUCCACAUGCUCACUGAUAUGGCAAACAUGCUGGCCUUGCUCAACACUGGUGUCAACUUCUUCCUAUACUGCUUCAUCAGCAAGCGCUUUCGGGGCAUGGCGGCUAACGUGCUGCGAGCCCUGGUCCACUGCCGGAAGCAGGCGCCGACAUUCUAUGCCAGCCACAAUUUCUCCAUCACAAGCAGUCCGUGGAUCUCGCCAGCCAACUCCCACUGCAUAAAGAUGUUGGUGUACCAGUACGACAAAAACGGGAAGCCCAUCUGUAUCUCCUCCUGAGUCCACAGCCACCAGCAGCCUCCCCAGCCCUCAACUGUUGGGGAGCAUAUUUGUUCCUGUGGCAGAUAGCUUCCCCCAGAUGGGAAGUCUCUUUAAGGCUAAAAAGAUGUCAACAUGCCAAGAGAACACAAAGUGAUAGUUGAGGUUGCUUUGAUCGAUAAUGCACUGGUCAAUGAGAAAGUUGAUUUAUGAUAGGAAAAGGGAAAGCCUCUCGUGUUCAACAUCGUAUUCACAAAGUAGCCAAGAGCAUCAAAUAGAUGCUGAUUGUUUUCUUCUUGCAAAAAAUAAAUCAUUUUCACUCUGUUACUGCAACGUACAGACAAAUGAAGCAAGAUCACCACGUAUCACUGAUCACACAGGAACUAGCAAAAGUAGAAUGACUCCUUGGUUCAGCUUCCAGUUUCACCGCGUAGCCAGAGAUGAGGAACGUUGUGUCUUUGUACUGGUGGGAGACGUGUCCAGGAAGCAGGGAUCCACUCUGGCCACUGGACGUCUCACCU